This is a messenger RNA of Carassius auratus (goldfish), 1583 nucleotides long. RefSeq lists its product as uncharacterized. Lineage: Eukaryota; Metazoa; Chordata; Actinopteri; Cypriniformes; Cyprinidae. The record is from RefSeq and is a predicted model, not a curated record. The transcript is spliced from 7 exons. Bases 710 to 1552 code for a protein of 280 amino acids.
UGACAAAUUCGGUUUCUAAACAUCCAUUGAAUUUCACAACACAAAAAAUAUUUUUUUGUUGCUUUCUUAACAAUGUUUAGCUGUAUUUUAUCAGAAAAGACCAGUUUUGGGUUGCAACCAACCGGUAAAGAUCCACUGGAAUGAGCUAUAAAAAUGUCACUCUUCUUGAUUCUCCGACCAUUUGAAGCAUGUCAGAUAUGAAGCAAGUAUGAAGGUUAUGUACAGAAUGAUUUGAAUGAAUGACAGAAGAAGGGAUUUAGGAACCAAACACUGAAUUGUCAGACUGCUUGCCGAAUUGCCAACCACAGGUGAAGUAUCCAAAGUAACAUGCCACAACAAUGACGCCCUCUUUCCAAAUUCCAGACAGUGUAUUUGGACUCUUUAGUCUAAAGCAAUAACAACAACAGCAGCAGUGAAAGUGGCAAUGUGUGAGGCAAACCAACUGAGCCACCACUCUUACAAAUACAAAUAAACAGUUAUAUAUAAAAUUAAAACUGAAGUCCAGGGGGCUGUUCCAUAAAAGCAGCUUAGAAAAGCGGGGAUUAAAGUCCAAAACCUGACUUGAAUGAGCCGAGCUAAACAUCCGCGCUUAAAUUGGUUCCAUAACAGUAAGUUGAGGAUCAUGUGAUUUUACUAAUUUGAGUCAGGUUUAAAUAGUCUAGAUAAUUGCGCGUGCACGCCAUUGUUUAAAAGUCCUGAAAAGUCGAGCAUGGGUCAAUCGAUUUACUGUGGGCUACCAUGGCAACAAAAGGAAAAGAUAGAGCAGCGAUGUUCACGGCAACGGAACAGCGUUUGCUAUUGGAAACAUAUGAAGAAUUUAAAGAUGUCAUCACCAAAAAAAGGCAAUACAGCGGCAAUAAAUAAAGCAAGAGAGAAAGGUUGGCAGGAAAUUGCUGAUCGUCUCAAUGCCAACUUAAGUGAAGGAAAAAGAACCUGGCAGCAGGUGAAAAUAAAAUAUAAAAAUAUAGUUCAGAAUGCGACCAAAAAGAAGACUGAGGUUGCUGGCACUGGGGGAGGGCCACCACCAGCCAGCUUCACUCCUGCAGAGGAGCUGGCUUUGGAAAUUAAUAAAGGGAGGCCCGUCCUUGAGGGAAUAGAGGGGGGGACAUCAUCUAAAAUGAUAUCACGUAGUAUAAGGAGUGAGUAUAUAAAAGAUUCUGUAUGCUGUAUGGAUCCACCAGACAUCAUGUUGCCUUGGUCACAGGGAGAAGUGAUGGGAGUUGAGGAGGAUGAGGAGACUGUGUCUGUAUGUUCAAGGAGGCCUGAGGAUGCUGACACUGUUCUAGAGCCCUCUCAGUCUGGGACAACAUGUGACAAAAACCCAGAAAACAUAAAAGGAGUGUAUAAACGCUACCUCCUUAAACAAAUGGAAGUGAUUGAUAUCGACAUCCAGUAUAAAAAACUGAAGAUGAGGAAGUUGGAGCUGGAAAUUCAACAGCUACAGAAAAAUGCAAGUAGAACUACCAUUUUUAAAAAAGGAAAAGAAAAAAAAAAAGCCCUUUUUGAUCACUUUCCACAACAUUUAUUUGUGUUUUCACCCCUAACAGGCUGAUUCAAUCUGAAUAAAGACAAAUCACAUUAUA